Molecule: messenger RNA, 1103 nt
Organism: Gossypium arboreum
Lineage: Eukaryota; Viridiplantae; Streptophyta; Magnoliopsida; Malvales; Malvaceae
Product: transcription factor MYB36
Exons: 2
Coding region: 103-957 (284 amino acids)
Source: RefSeq, a predicted model, not a curated record
ACACAUCCUUAACUCUUUAUAUAUGUAACCAUAAUUUUUUGUUAGGUGUUACUUUAAAGCAGCUCUUGUUUUCUUCAAAAACCCAAAGUAUAUAACAUAGAGAUGGGAAGAGCUCCUUGUUGCGACAAAUCUAAUGUGAAGAAAGGUCCCUGGUCACCUGAAGAGGAUGCAAUGCUCAAAGACUUCAUACACAAACAUGGAACUGGUGGCAACUGGAUUUCUCUCCCACAAAAAGCUGGUAUGCAUAUGUAUGUAUGUAUGUAUGUAUGUAUGUUUUUUAAUGUGUUUGGGUUUUAUGUUAUAGGUCUAAGGAGAUGUGGGAAAAGUUGCAGAUUAAGAUGGCUGAACUAUCUAAGGCCUAAUAUUAAACAUGGAAAAUUCUCUGAUGAUGAAGAUAGGAUAAUCUGCAAUCUGUUUGCAAGCAUUGGUAGCAGGUGGUCAAUUAUAGCAGCUAACUUACCAGGUAGAACUGAUAAUGAUAUCAAGAACUAUUGGAACACAAAGUUGAAGAAGAAACUUUUUGGCAUGGUUCCUCAUAGCUAUUCCUCGUCAAGUUUUUCAAACAUUACCACUGCUGGAUCAGUUCUCCAAUCACAGCAACAACGGGGGUUUUCCGCCAACCGGCUUGGCCGGAACAAAGACUCGGAGUUUGGAUACGGUGGUGGCAGUGGUGAAAAUCAUGGUGAUCAACAAAUUGGCAACUUGGAGAGUUGUUUCUACAAUGAAGGUGAUAAAAAUUACCACCACAACCUCAUGGACUCAUCUGGGGAUGUUGCUAAUGGAUUUUCGAGUUCGGUCGGUUCAAUCGGUUCAACUUUCGAUUCAAACUUUUUGUAUGGUGAAACAACAUCAUUAGAUUAUGGGAUAGAGGGAAUUAACCAGCAAAUUAGUAGUACUUCUUCAAGUUGUGAAGGCUUUGGUUUUUAUCAACACAAUGCAAAUGAUUAUCCAUGUUAAUUUGACAAUUCGGGUUUGUGAAUGUCAUAAUAUCGUAUUUCAUAAAUUAUUAAAGGGUAAAAGUAUAAUUUCAUUAUUAUAUUGACAUGUAAUUUCAUAAAAAAUUAAGGAGUUAAAUAAUAAAUUUAUUAUCUUUUUGGGGCCAA